Messenger RNA from Xyrichtys novacula (pearly razorfish), 39227 nucleotides. The record is from the annotation of a GenBank genome assembly. Lineage: Eukaryota; Metazoa; Chordata; Actinopteri; Labriformes; Labridae.
GCACUUCGUUCUUGCCAUCUUGUAGACUGGCUGUGUUAGGAGCAGAGCGGCAGCAGCAGGAGUUAGCUGUCUGUCUGUUAGCUUCCAGCCGCUCUGGUAAAGUACUGAUCUGUCAGCUAGCUGCUAGUAGCAGCUGCCAAAAGUGAGCUGUCCACACGGCGAGAGACAAAACUUCGCCGAGUUUGAGACAUUUUCUCUGUCUACCGCUGGAUCGUAUGUUCUCUUUGAGGAGCUUAUGGAUUUGUUUACAUCAUGAUGUCGCACAUGCUGGCACCGAGGUGGGGAAAACUAGCGAUCAUCAGCUAACUCAGCUUGUCGGAGAGAAGCACAGAUCUCGCUGAGAGAAGAAGAAGAGUGGGCUGUGAGACCGGGCCCUCCUCAGACUCAAGUACCGACAGCAGCUGCCGGACUAGAACUUUGACAAGGGCCUGAGAAGAACUCCGCGACCGGGACACGAGAGAGGCCGACGAGGGUUUGAGAGAGGCCGGGGGAGGAGAGCAGCAGUCACCCCGCGGGACUGGCCCCGGCUGUGACACUUUUCUCCGACAGGGGAGAGAGGAAGAGGAGCGAUAUGGAAAUGUCUUGUGACGGUACGUGUCUGUGUCAUUUCCCUCAGUUGUGAAUUCUACCACAAGACAUUAGUCCAGGACUUGACUUGAAGCAGAUAGUCAACAUGUCGAAAAUGCCAGCGAAGAAGAAAAGUUGCUUUCAGAUCACAAGUGUAACGCAGGCUCAGGUGGCAGCCAGCAGCAUCACGGAUGACACAGAGAGCCUGGACGAUCCGGACGAGUCCCGGACCGAGGACGUGUCAUCGGAGAUAUUUGAUGUUUCCAGGGCCGACCUGGGGGUGUGUGAGAGGAGUUCAUCCGAGGAAACUUUAAACAGCGUGGAGCCUCAGGAGGGCCAGCCGCCCACCUCAGCUCCUGUCAACGGGGGACUUUCCUAUAAAACCGUGAGCACUGGUCGUGCCACCCCACACAAUUUAGGAAGUGUGACUGCGCCGGCAACAGCACAACCCAUUGUUCCUGGUUCAUCCUCCCCUGCUACCAUUGUUCCUACCAGUGUGGCACCCUCUGCUCCUGUGAGCACCAGCUGUAGUUCACGUUUUAGGGUCAUCAAACUUGACCAUGGUACCGGGGAGCCCUUCAGACGGGGUAGAUGGACAUGCACUGAAUUUUAUGAGAGGGAUUCAGAUUCAAAUAGAACUGUGGAUAGCAUAAAGCCAGCUGUAACCCUUGAUCACAAUACAGACAGGGACAGUGGACUGGGGACGAUUAGUAACUCUGUGAUCACUAGCUGUGCUUUUUCUGUACAAGCUUUGGAGAACACAGCAGACAGUGGCUACUCCACUGGGCACCAUGCUCACACCCAUCCUUCAGAGCCUCUGCAGCAAGGUUACAGCUUGGCCUCUCAGAUUGGAAACGGGGCAAGUGCCUUCAAGCCCACUGGGUUUACAAGUACAGCAUCACAGCAACCACCGCAGGCUCAGGUCAAUAUCCAGCCCGUUGCUCCUCAGACCAUCCUCUCAAAUAGCCUCAAUGGUGUGCAACAAGUUGCCAUGCAGCAGAAGUCUCCCAUCAUGCCUCCUGCUACACAGCCCCAGCAGUUUGCUUAUACUCCCCAUCCCGCUGGCCUCUCUACAGGCCAGACAGACUAUCAUCAGCAGCACUUUGUCUCAAGCACUCAGAACCUUCCCAUGUCGGCCGUCCCUAUGGGGCUUACAACCAGCCAGGUACCCUCGCCUCUAAUUACCCCCGCUGGUCCAGGAGCCCAGGGGCUGGGCGGAGAGGCAGCAUCUGCCCAGGGUCUCCUGCUACAAGUUGGGAAUGCAGCAGCCAUAAACCACGUCCUUUUAGGAAAUGGCCCCCACCAGCCUCCAGGUGGGAUAAGCAAUGCUCCUGCACCAUCAGUCACCACAGCCGCCUCACACAGUGUUGUUCAGAAUGCGCAUGCCACAGUGCCCACCACUACCAACAUCCUCCCAGGUGUGCUAAGUCAAGCAUCUGGGACAGGAGGACUGGUCCAGCUCCAGGGGGCCCAUGGAGGAGCAACAACAGGCCUACCUUCUGUCUUCAACAACCUGCCAGAAGAUAGCAGGCACAAGAUUGCUGACCCCAUAUCUGGUGCUGUUGUGGUGGCGGGAAAAGAUGGUGUGAAGCCUUUCAUUGGCGAGGGCCUCAACCUGCCCACUCCUGCUGUCAACAGCCUGUUUGGGAUCCAUAUCACCAUGAAUGUGGAUGAGGACAGGUAAGAGAGUAUCAAGAGGGAAAAAGAGUCUAAGAAAUGUUUUUUAAAGUUAUGUUUGAUGCUCUCCUCUAAAAGGGAGCAAUUACAGACGCAGUAUUAAUAUAAAGAUAUAGCAUCUCACAGUCCAAAGAACUCUGCUAGAAAAACACUUUCACUUGUACAGCACUGAUACAUUGUUUGAGGUACCAAGUGUGUAUCUGGAAGUUUGCCCUUCUAUUAAAAAAUCUUGUUACAUUCUGCAACAGUGUGGUCAUACCCAACACUGCGGCGAAUGCCUCUCCCUUCACCAAUACCAAAAGUAGCCACACUAUAACUAGAAGUGCUCAGUUGUACUAACAGAACAAUAAAACGGAACACAGAUUUUUCAGAGCCCUGUUUGUGCAUUUAAAGCUGUAGUCUGGGAGGAAGAAGAAGAGAUUAUGGGGCAUAGUGAGCCAAUGAAAACUGGCAGGAACAGGAGAAAAUAUUCAGUCUCUUCAUUAAUAGGCAACCCACAAAACCCUGGAUAGUACCUCGCCUCUUCAGACACCCACAGCCCCCUCCCUCAAGCUUCUAUUCAGCCAUACAGGCUGUUAGAGUUUAGGGGGCGUUAACAAGCACUUGGAUAAGUUACAACACUCGCAGUAGUUGUGUUUUGAAACUAAAAAAUCUCCUCAAGCGCAGACAGACUGUUUUUAUUCUUCUGCCUAUUGGCUCUGCACAGUAAUCCCAACCUCUUUUAAACCUUGUAAAUACUCACUCUUCACUUGCCUACAGUAUUAUUCUAAUGUACACUCAGUGGCUAUUUUUAGGGUCUGUCUGAUGGCCCUCAGUCAGCUUGAGCUGAAGUGUUGCCACUCUUUGCCAUGCCACACAAGCAUGGAGAGUUGGAGAGGUGAUUAUUUGAGCCCAGAAUGACCCACAUGAGAGUACACACAUGUGCACAGUGUCUCCUGUGUUUGUGUUGGCCUGAGUGUUUAUCUGUGUUCCCUGUCCUGUUCUUCAGCCGUUAUUAUGAAUGGUACAACUAGAGGAGGUGUGUGUGUGUGUGCUCAAAGAGGUCCGAUUUCAAUCACUCACAGCUCAGAUAUUCUUGAAGCUAAUCAUUGUUAACCGAACAACUUAAUCCGAGUGGCAUCACGUGUGGGUCAAGUUUGCGUGGACUGCCGGAAACAUUGUCUGUUGUCGCUGAUUUCGUCAAGGAAACAGCCGGUGCCCAUUUCUCUGGCUAUGCCUCAGUGUGUAAGCAGGAGGGGUGACAUCAGUGGCUGCCUGCGUAACUAUGGUGAUGCUGGCAGCAGGACAGGACAUGUCAGAGAGAUGACAGGCAGAUGGACACACAGACAUGGACCUACAUCAAACACUCACACACCUUUGGUAAUGAUAGCAGGCACGUAAGCUGGUGAUGACAUAGCUGGACUGAAUCAGCACUAUGAUGUCUGGGUUUAGCUCUGCUUCUCAGACCUCAGUCCUUGUUAGGCCCGUCCAUGUUCAUGUUUACACGUCGGCUUAACACAGUCUUGACUUGUAGCUAACCUGUUGGAGUGUAAUCUACUCUGCACCCGUCUACAUUUAGUCAUUCUUCCAAUAGACUGUUAAUUGUAAGUUAUGCUGUUAAUAUUAUCAUCUAACAACUACCCCCUCAUAUGGUUGCUGGUUUUUAGAAUAACAAGAUGCAUUUAGUGUCUUUGUUGAUGGUGUCCUUUGCUUUUGUAGGUCAGAAAGAGGCAUAAAAGGGUGCUGGUUUGGCCUGGUGGUUAGUCCAGGUGCCCCACAAGCAGAGGCUGGGGUUUGUGCUCAACACGCAAAGGAAAGUGUUAUGAGUAUCUGAUUCAGUCCGAUUCAAAACAUGUGAAAAAGUCUUCACAGGAGCUGUACAGUUGCAGUGAUAUUGCCAAACAGCCAGUAGCACUUAGUAUGUCUUUGUCAGUCACUUUGAAAUUUUCCAAGACAGACAGGUAAGAUAGUUGGCUGCCAUCAGAACAUUAAUCUUGCAUCCCCUCUGGUAAAUCACAUAGCUGGCAUUCAAUUAAAAAUCAGUCACUCACUUUUUAUUUGCUUACAGGACCAAAUCACAUCAAAAGUUAUGUAUGACACUCUUGUACAGGCUCCCAGCGCAAUCUUGUAUGUGUAAUGAAACAAAGCAUUGUUGAAGUGUUGACAGAAUCAUGUCUGCAGCACGCAAUGCAGCUAGCAGGUGUAAUGACAAAGGGGAAAAAACAUUUUAUUUUUUAAACCCUCUUUUUGAGUUGUUUAAACUAUCCUUUAGUUCCACAAGGAGAUCAAGUGUUACCUUAAAUGUCUUUAAAUGUACGCUAACUUUCACAGUUUUUUGUUUACUUUAAAGCCAUUAACUUAAGGCAGAAAACUUGAUCAAUCACAAAGACCUAGGUAAUGGAUCUUUCUUACAGAGUUCCAAACCUGAGGCAGGAGUUUAAUUAAAAAAGAAAAUAACUUUUCAUAAAAUUUUAAAUCAAGACUUUAUGAGCCUGUAAACCUUACAUAAAUAGUGAAAAUAGUACCACAGUUUGUUACUUUUCGUAACUGCUAUAUAUGACCUCAGCCUGCUGCAUACAUCCACAUGUAUGUACAGAAUUGAAUUUUGGUUUACUUCAAAACUUUUGAGUGUAGUUUCAAGGAAAAGUUGUGACGCGCAAAGGCAAGUUGGCAUCUACAUGCAUAAUUUUAACUGUCAUCAGCUGCAAUUAAAAUGCCUUGUUAAGUCAUAAAGUUCUUGCAGAUCUCAGUGCUCACAAAAAAAAAGACGUAUCUGAAGGAACACACCCCAGUGUUAGAUAAGGAUGGUGUGCACAGCCUAAGCCAUGUCGAGGAAUCUGCUCCGAGUUUCAUUGUUUUGCUCUGUUUUGAAUUAGUGUGCAUCACAAAUGUGGAACAAAGCAUUGUGGGGGUGGAGUCUCGAGAUUAGAAUGAUUUCCCUCCAUCUUGAAACGGUUAGCAUCUCUGCUCAGCACGUUGCGCCGCUGCCAAAUGAAGUGAUAAAGCUGACCCCCCAGGACUAAUUGGUUCCUUACAAUAGAAGCACUUGGUCUUUAACUCAAUUACCUCUUUCAGGGUAGACCACCAUCCUUUCCCCAUCUAUUGUCCCAAUUAGGAAUGUUAUCCAUCAAUACCUGAUUGAUUUGUGAAGCAGAAAAACUGUUGUAACUCGACCACUUGAGGGAAAUUCAGCCUGACGGAUAGUUUUGUGCACGCAUGACUUUUUGUCGUCGCUUUUAAUUCAGAGGAGCACAACGUCUGACGGGAAAUCCAAAUGACUAAUGUGAUUUAUAAGUAAAUGAAGAAAAGACUUGUGAUGAGUUCGAGACACACCUUACAGGUCAUCUAAUCUGGGAAGAUUAAUGAUAUCGAAUGAAUCAAAGGAGGAAUAUGUAAUGUAUCCGAAUUAGUAUUUUGAGUCAUGGUGCUUUUUAAUAUCUUUGUGAAUCACAAUGAGCUCCCUGAAGCCUUUUGAAGUUUGGUCAUGAACUCCAACAAAGAAGUUAAAACCCUGUGUAACAUGUGAUGUUGGUGAGCUGGUGCAUGUCCUGGAAAUAUUUACAUGAGGUCACGGCUCACCUGUGUUUCUCUGUGAUUGUGGCGGUGGUGGGAAGGGUAUUUUGAAUAACAUCUAUAAUAGUUUAGAAGUCAGUUACCUCAAAUCCCCAUACGGAUCAGGACUGAUUAAGUUUGUUUUCAAUAGAAUAGAUCGAUUUUCAGCUGUCUGCUUUGAAUAUCAGACAAAAUCUGAGACAGUUCAAAACUCUUAAGGAAGAAGUGAAAAUCAAAGAGAAACAGUUCCUCUCAAAAUACCUUCAUUAUCAAGAGGAAUGAGUUUAGAGUUUGCUGAAAAUCUCUGCCAACUUAGUGCUUUUUUUUUGCCAACAACUGCGUAAAAGAGAAAGAGAGCACCUUAAUGUAUUGUGUUUCAGUUAUGGUUUUACGUUUAAUGAAUCAGGCGCUAAUGACUCACUGCUUUAAGUUUUUGAACCACAGAAAGCGUUAUUUUUCGACUCUUCCUUCACUGUGAGGUUUUCGCCUGAUUCUUAAACCUCUCUCUUUCUCUCGACACCAGCCUCACACUGCUGCUCGUUGUUUCUCCUGAGAGACUUUCUUACUGGAAACUGUUUGACUUUUUUCCAGAACUAAAAGCGGUAGUUACCUCAGACUUCAGGCUCCGUCGUAAAUGUGGAAGAGGGGUAAAAAUCUUCCAAGACUCAUGAGAAGAUAGUUUCAGUGACCGUAAGUAGUUUAGCACCUGCAGGCUCAUUCAAAAUUACCUGCCUUCACCUUUGUGCAUGCAUACAUAUUUACACUUGAGAGCACUCCAGCUCCUUCAGGGUUCGCUGUCAGUUAAAGAAUUUUAAAUACACAAGGUUGGGUGAGGUUUGCUGUUCCUGGUUCUGGAUUUAAAACAAGCAUUUGUCAGUCAAUUUAGUUCUUUAAUAUAUUUUUGCAGAGGGACUAUAUAUUAGCAACCAAGCUAACGAACUUAGGCCAAUGAAAUGAUAGUAAAUAAGCGGCUCAACCUUUUCAACUUGCAUUUUACGCCUCUGUGCAAGUGUAUAAACUAAAAUACUCCUAACUUUAUUGUCUAACAUACUUUACAUGUCACCUAAAGCUGUAAUCUGACUGAAAGUUUCAUGAAAACUCUAUAGGAAAGUGUGUGAGUUCAGCUUGAUGGAAAUUCUGAGUCUACUGCCUCUGAUAGAUGUGUGGGCAGUUGCCUCUACAGUUUGUAAAACAAUGGUUCAGUCGGUGAUGGAGGGUAUUCCUGUCGCCUUUUCCGAGGAGAAAAAUGGUUAUCUGCAUUCUCUAAGCAGCCGCCUGUUAAUAUAUGUGAACGCUCGAUUGUUUUGAAGCUUAGCAGGAGCUUAGAGGGUGUCUAGGUGUUGAGCUGUUAACGGCUUUCAGCUGACUUUCUGUGUGAGAAAAAUAUUAGUUAACUUGUCAGUCAAGUGGUGAUGAAAUGCUCAGGCUCAAGGAGGAAACUUUUUACAGUUUGACUAGUCAUCCUACUUUUUUUUCUAAGAAGAGCAGAAAGAGCACGAACGGAGAGAAAUGCCUUUUUUAUUCAAGCACAGUUUGGAUCAAUUGUGACCCCCUCGAGUAGAAAAAAAGGAAAAGUGAGAAACCUAUAAGGAUUGACUGGUUUUGUACCCUAAAAAACUAAAGAAAUAUUUUGGGGUUUUAACAGGGAAGCCAAACAAAAUGACACAAAGGGCGACACGAUGUAACUUUCCUGAUAAAAGAAGCCCAGCCUGGUUUGUUGUUGGUUGGAUGUGCACAUGUUUGGGACUUGCACUGUAGCCCUCCCCCUGUUUUGCCUCUUGGCAGUUUGACAGUUGAACACAAAGGGGAGGGAGUGAGGACAGGGUGGGAUGGAGAAUCAGGUCUUGGAUGGAGCGUGUGUCUGAGUGUGUUUGUGUGCGUUGGGGGUUGUAGUUCGGUUGCCGCAAUGCCUGGAAACAAGGGAGCAGCUUAUUUUCCACAGAUAGCUGACCUGCCUGAACUUCCAGGGGACACAUUCCAGGAGCCCUGAAUGGCUGUGAUUGUGGGACGCCCCGGGCUGCAGCCCAGGCAGACGGGUCUGCUUUUGGGGCUGGCCCUGCCUCCUGUCUGUCUCCUUCUCUAAUGUGACUGGCCUGUGUCCCCGGCUCUUUUUUAUCCCUUACUGACCCCUUCACACACUCUGCUUCUAAAUGAGGCAGUUUUCAUUUCCUCUGUACAAACGUGUCUCUUUUCGUUUUUAUUCAAUUAAGGGACAGAAGUUCAGUUCCUACAAAAAACCUCUUUUAUUUCCUCUUAAAUUCAGGGGGAAAGUUUUGGUAUUGUGCAACCGCCACCAUAUUUUUAUGAGCCUAACAAUGUGUCAGAGUAUUGGCCUAUUAUGAUGUGUCCUGAGACUGCUUUCAUUAUAUGCUAAUUUCCAAAAACAGUGCUCCUCUCCUGCAAAGAGGCAAACCAAACAGUUCUCAUGCUUGUUUGAUUUGCAUGAGAAUCGUAUUUGAUUUUAAAACAUGUAAUGCUUGUUUUGUGUUUCCUGUUCUCUAAACUUUGAAAGAUCUGAAGAGGCCAGUGGUGUGAGGCAAAGUGGUUGAAUAAGUUAGCAUAGCAGGACCCACCCUGUUAUCUCAGCGAGAUGCGGUCAGGGGAUCACUUCCAAUUAGAGUGGACCUGCCAAAGCAAGUAAACAAGCCCUCUCCUGGCGGCCUACCAUAACUAACUCAGUUUGUGCUGGGAGCCAGGCCAUUGAAUUGGCCGCAGAGUAUGGUGUGUGCUGUUCCAGGAAUGAGGACAGUGUGUGCAAACUGUUAGUGUUUGUUGUUUUUUCCUAAAUGGUCUCAGUACAGAACAGGUUAGACCCCCUUUUUUCAGAGUGACUGCAGCAUGUAAAGUAUGAACCGCCCGGUUUCAAAGAAAGCCCUCUUACAAAAGAGAGACCUUGUUGACAGGCACUUGUUACCAGUUGGUCCUUUCUGUGUUGAGAAGUGGGCCAUGUUGAACAGAGAGCUUAUGUAAUUACUGUGUUGUAACAGAAUAUGUCAAAAUAAAUCUAAUGCCAAGAUAAUGCCAACCUUUUUCUUUACUUUAAAUAUAAGUCCCAUUAAUUCCAUCCCACACUUGCCAAUUUGAAGGUCCUUUCAUACCGGGACUGUUUUUGUCAUGCGAUUAUUUCGGACGUCAAUAUUUCUUUUCGAACCCGUAUCCUGUCAAUACAAGCGUUCACAUCAGUGACGUUUUCCCGUCCUGCGAUAUUGCGCCAUUUAUUUUAUCAGAUCACGGUCGAUUUUUCUUGAGUUUCACAUACUGUGUGUCAACCUCUGACCAUUCAGAUUGCGUGUUGUUGCGACGUCAGAUUCACCGGUAUAUCCAAUGUGGCCGACCGAUUGAUUGUUUACGUGUCGGAGAACAGAGUGCUUUUUGAUAAAAAAAACACAAAUAUUACAAAGAUAACGACCUGAAGGACAACUUGUGGAGAGUCAUAGCGUCGGAUUUCUCAUAUGACGAUAGUUUGUGUGCUUUAACAGUUUGCUAAACGUCUUUGUUUUAACUUUCAUCUGUGCAAACGUAUGCUAAUGGUUGUGACCAUAGGCUGUGUCCAAAAUGGAUCCCUAACCCCUAUAUAGGUGACUACAUGGGGGUUAGCGCCAUUUUGAGGGGUGUCCGAAACCUCAGUGAUCAAUUCCAGUGCCCAAUAUAGGUGACUCAAGAUUUCCCAUAAUGCAUUGCAAAAUGUAGUGACCAUCCGAUGGUCACUCAACGGUGGCAGGCGUCCCGUUAUGCAUUGCGUCUUGCCAUGUAGUGUCCAAAACUUCCGGUAAUUGAGUUCACUACAUAGUCAACUAUAUAGUAAAAUCCCAUAUGGGAGUAAGGGGUUGGGGAUUGAGUGAUUCAUUUCGGACACAGCCAUAGAUUAAUGUGCUUAUCUUAUUGCCUCUGAUUGGCUAUAAGUGCUGACCGUUUGGCUUGAGCGUGUGAUGACGUUUUCAGCUUUUCGAGCCAAUCGGAGUCGAAGGAGGCGGGACUUUCCCUGGCAAAAGUCUUCCCCGGGAUGUGUCUUUUUCCCCCGAAAAGUCGUAAAAUCGCAUCGAGCUUGAUGUGUAUAGUCAGGCGCGUCAAAAUUCGCCUCCGGAUAUUUAGUACUUUUGCGUUCUAUAUUCAUGUCGGCCCCGGUGUGUAAGGACCUUUAAGAUGGUUUCCAAAAAGAAAGAGUAGAAAUAUAUAUAUACGCUGGUGCUCAUAUAUUAAAAAUAAAAAAUGGCCAAAAACACUUCUGAAUCAGCAGUCAGCAUGCCAGUGUCAAAUUAAUGUGUUAAAUGUAAAGAUAAACAUUAGCUGCUGGCACAUUAUUAACCAAUGGGCUGAUGUCUGUCAGUAACCAGCACAUCCAUGCAUGCCUGAUAUAAAGAAAUGAAUUCGUUGUCACGUGUCAGCCCCUUGUGUUUAAUUAAAAAAAAACUAUUCUUAAUCCAUCUCCAAAUUUACUGACACUAGGACACAAAGUUGAAGCCCUCAACUCUGUUUGAACCUUUGUGACAGUAAACAUAUAAGUGUGUUAAUCCCUCCUUGACAGCUCCACUUCAGAACUUCCUCAUAAUGUCAGGCAUGUCUGUUUUAGAAGUCUCAGUUCUUUUACAGUAAAGUCAGAUUUUUUCAAAUAGGGAAGUGAGAAGGAGAGAUAAAAGUCUGAAAGUCUAUUUUGGAGGCUGUCGCUCUGCAGAUUUUAGACACAACUUCUGGACUGUCACCGGGCAGAACUAGUUACAUGUCAGGCUUUCUCUGUCAUUUUUUUUCAGAUUUGUAAUCAUGCAUACGCAAAAAUAAAUCUCUGAAAGCAACUCAGUGUUUCAGCACGUCUGUGCAAAAAUGUCCAAAUAAGCCAACCAGUGACUGUAGAAAAAGUGGAGCUGUGCUUUGCAGCCAGUAAGUCUCCCAUAGUGGGGGAAAAAGGGCUGAACAACAGUGUUUCAGAGCUGAGCCCCCCUCUCCCCCCUUUAGAGCUCAAGAUGUCUGAAUAGUGAGUAAUGAGGAUGUGUGGAAAGCAUGGCAGGCAGCUGCAUUUGAGUCAUCCAUCCUCUCUCUGUGCUCUCGCUUGCCUUCAAUGGGUGUCGUCGACUGAUCGGCUCUCUGGUGUCUGUGACUGUUCAUCUGUUCUCCACUUCUGUGUGUGUGUGUGUGUGUGUGUGUGUGUGUGUGCGAGAGACAGACAGUUGGAUGGUGGUGUGGGAUAGUCUGAAGAGUUUGAGAGGCUCCAAGUUUUAAGAGAAGUGAAUUAGAGAUUUUGGGUGGUGCUCAUGUUUGGCUUCUUCUUGGUGUCUCCAGAGUUGGGAAUCUAUUUCAGUCAGUGUCAGUUAAAUCCACCAAUCGCUGCUGUUGUGUUGUGUUUCAAACUUUCCCAAAUAUCUUUUUUGAAAUAUAAAACUGGCAUAAACUUUUGAUUCAAUAAAAUGUCAUUUUAUGUUUGAUUUCAGCCUCUGAAUUAUUCUGCUGUAACAAGAUCAAUCUUAUCUUUCUUGAUGCAAAAGGAGGAAAUAAGACAGCACAGUCUGCUCUAAAGGCCAACUAAGGUCAUAUCCAUUUUGCUGAUUUGAAUCUCACAUCCAUGAAGGAAAUGGUACUUGCUCUGCAAAGUUUUUUUUGUUUCUGUUUUCAGCUAAGAGAGCUGCAGGUCUUGUAAAAACCGAGAUUUCCUGCUUCGCUUUGAUGUCCGCUUUCGUAUUUUGUUGAACACUUCCUCCCGGCAGCUCAUGUUCUGUCUCUCGAAUCAGCUUCGUCUUGACUGUAGUGAGCUCUCUGCCCCCCCCAUGACGAUCCGACCAGUGUAAGGAAACGGACGUGAGUCAUUGUGGUUUGGUAGACUGAUAUCAGUUUAUUCUCUCAGUGAAACCGUGGCACCAGAAACAGAUGGUACCUUGUUUUAUCUCCAAAAUCAGGUUGACUUUGUCGAAGGUGCCCAAACUUGUACUCUUAUUCAUCCAAUAAGCCCAUCCCACUAAAGUAAUUAAUCUCCUGGCUUUAGUCUAAUAACUUCCUGUAAUUAUGUCAUUAUCCUUACAUGUUCAUUUUGACUACUUAUACUGCUGAAAUAAUCAUUUUGAGGUUAUUGCAUCACACUGUCUCUUGUUUUUUUUUAGAGUAAAGAUCUCUCAAACCUAAACCGUGAUAAUAACGCUGAUAUGAAGCUCUUUUAACUGUGUCACUCCUCUCUUGUAGCCUUGAGAAGUCUUCAUCAGCUAUGUUGUCGACCUGGUUAGCACUGUGGUGAGGUGUGAUGAUGACUGGCUCGCUCUGAACUUUCACACUGUCUCUUCAUUUGACUCGUCCUCUAAGUUUAACUUGUUAAAACGUUUCGUCUUCGUUCUUAUCAUUCACACCUCUUUGAACUAGGCGCACCAGUAAAGAGCAAUGUUAUCAACUGUAAUAUUACAGUAAAGCACGUUACAAAGGGAUUUUAUGGUUUCUCACUGCGCAGUUCUUCAGAUCUGUCAAUAACUGUUUUUGAUUUGAGCGUUUAGUUCUUUCACUGUCCUCUCCCCUCAUGUCUGUGUGUUCCUCUACCACCUCACCUCUCUGCCAACCACCCUGCUUCUUGCCAAGAAUGAGGUCAUCCAAAAAAAACUCCACACCAAACAAUGGAAAAUAUUCGGCUCCCACUUCCUGUGCUGUCAGUGAAUGCACCUCAGCAGCAGGAAGUGCAACACGUAGGCAUUUUAUCAGUGAACCAGGAUCACUGCAAACAUGUUGGCCUUUGUGACACUUAAUGACGGGAAUGUUAAAGUAAGUGGCAUUUGGAGUCCAGAGACAGUGAUUCAUAAAAGAGGAGUUUAUUAUUUUAGAGCAAAAUCUAUGCUGACAGAAUUGUUUUAACCGAUGCUGAGGCUGUCAUAAAAGUACAUUUUCUAGCUUGAUCACAGUUGACGCAACAGGCAGUAAUGGUUAAUCAUUUUUUGACCCCAAUUUGGCAUGUUGAUAUCAAGCAGCGAUCUCGAGUAUUGAAGUAUGAAGCCAACCCAGCAGUGCUUAAACUGCAGUUCCUCAGGUGUCCUCUUGAGGCUGUCUGGACGCCGUCUGCCUCCUCGCUGGGUGAAGCCACUCCAAGAACAGCACCCUCUGUUGACAGGCUGCAGUAUAGGUCAUUAAUCCCGCCUCCGCCAGCAAAGCUUAUGGAGCUGUGGACAAACUUUAGAAAUUUAUGACACAGAAUAUAAAAUUUUCUCACCCCUGCUUGCGAUGUUGACAUUUGGUUACAGCAAAACUGGUUUGUGCUCAAGUCCUCUUUUUUUCUGUGAAGCUCCGUUUUUAAAAGUUAUUAGGGGGUUCAUAUUUACUAUGAUUGACACCUGAUACAGCCUAUCAGCGUUCAGGGAUUGCGUUGUUCACUCAGGGGUAAGCUGUUUGAGCCGAGCGUCAUCACAGCGACUUUCCUGCCGAAUGCGCACAACGCUACUGUGCAAUGCUGAUUUCAGGAAAAGAAGAAAAAUCGCGGAAAUACCAAGAGCUAUUUGGCGUCAAAUCUGUAUACAGGCGAACCAAGUUGUCCAUAGUUUAUACAGUCUAUGGUCUGUCUCCAGAAGCCUUGAAAUUCUUACACACAUCCAACCUGUUGGGUUGUACUCAUCCUAACGGCACAAAUAAAGAUGUUUACAGCCUGGUAUGGGGAAAAAAUCAUUUUUGUCUUUUUACAUUAGAUGGAAAUGAUAACUUAUACAUUCUUAUGAUAUCAGUAUUAAGAGAUUUGCAAAUCAAUGCUCAAACCAAUCCAGAAAACUGUGAACCAGGCAAAAACGCACAAAUUCUUUUGUUCCCAAGUGAAUCGUCUGUUUAAAGAGAGCCUGGAGCGGGACACUUCCUGUACUAGAGAACACACUGUAUCGAGGAAAGUUUACUGUAGGGCACCCUCUUGUUAUGCCCGUUAACACACCCAGUGUACAGCAUGCCAAAGGAGUGUGUUGUGAUUUGUCACAGGAAUCUGCUAGUGUGUGUUUUUUCUUCUAAACAGAGGUAUGAUUGCCACGGCAACUAGCAAAUACAACAGUAGGGAAGACUUUGAGCCAAAGCCAGAGUUUAGAUUGAUUUGUUAUGGAAUGAUUAGCGAUCAUUUCACAGGGCUCAGGUAUCCUGUUGUUUUUGUAGAUUAAGUAAUUCGAUGGUUUAAUUCAAAUCUCAGAUCAUCCUUAGGAAAACAACCGACUCAGUGAAAAUCCAGUGUGUUAAAAGAUCACUGUUGUGUAUGCAAACUGAAAAACAUAGUUGAUGCUUAAAAUGUAUUAUCAGCUGCAUCUAAAUCAUGCACUGGUGCACCUGAAUGAAAAGGUUACGAGCACCACAAAAUAAACAAUCUUAAGUCCUGCUCAAAACCAAACUGAGGGAACGUGUGUGAUAAGAUUUGAUAGAACAGAGCACAGCUUAAUGUUCGGUUUCUGGGUGGAAACUUAUGUAAUGAGACAGAUUACCUUGUGGAAAGUUGCUGCAGAAAAGGGCUCAUUCUUCCACUUGGGCGACACAUUGAUUAAGACGUGAGGCUUGACGUACAGUGCAGCGAUUUUAAGGAUUAAAGGUCACAAUUUUUUUAUUUUGGGUUGUAUUUUUCACUAUAGUUUGAUUUUUUUAGUUACUAUCUGAAAAUGAUAAAAAAUUAAAUCAACUUAUUUAGGCUUGCAAACAUACCUCUUAAGUCAUCUAAAAUGUAAUUAGUGUUUUCUUUUAGCUUUCCAAGAAAUCGUCAACAUGUUUAUACCGUUCGCAGCGUGACGUCCUGCUCUACAUGACCCUUGUGCUUCAUGCCAGAUCUUAGCGCCUCCAUCGCCCUGCCUGCUCACUUAACCCCCCCUGCUCCUCAGGAAAGUCACCAUAGAGUGACAGGCUGUCAUUGUUAAACACAGCAGCUGACGUGCACAGACAGAAACCGACCUGAGGGCUUGUAUGGCAGAGUUUACUCGGCCAGCACCACGCUUCAGGAGCCAAUUCUACACUUUAUUUAACCGGCUGAGUCAAUGAACUUGAGCUCCGUCGGGUGAAAUCGAGCUGAUAGGGCGGCUCUGUCGCUCCAGGCAGAUGUUAUCAUGUUAUCAGCUGCUGCCCAGCUGAAUGAGCCACCCUGGAUCCUGAAUUAUACGCACUCAUCAGUUUUCCUGGUGACAAUUAUGUGUAACCCCAGAGCAGAAAUUAACACCUUCUGCUCCGGAGAAUGCUCAUACUGGUGCGACAUAGCUUCACUCUUCUUUCACUGACUUUACAUGUUGUUUUGUCUUCGCAGAGGUAUUCAGGCUUGCUUUUAACAUCGCUUAAACUUCAGCUGUGGGUUGAGGUUUUUUAACUUGAGUCAUAAAUACCCCAACAAACUCCUCUUCUGUGCCCUAUGAGCUGUAGCUUCCCGUUGGAGAGUGGGCUGGGUCUGUUCUGUCGGUGGUGGUUGGCUGCACAGCCAGGACACCGCCUCACUCCCGUAUGGCCGCAGGCUGGGCUCCCAUGCAGAGAGUCAGGUCCCUGAUUGCCGCUAAGCCUCCCCCCCUUCUAUCUCCCUCUCCCAUGACAGCACCUAAUAACUGCUUUAUGAAAAGAAAUCCUCCAACUGCAGGGUUACGCCUCAUCCCUGCGUUCAGUUCAUUCAGCCCCCUCGGGCUUCAGCCACAAACUCCCAUUUUAAUUGUGAAUGUGUAUGUUGCACAAUGAAGAUAGAGAUGUAUGGUCAUGUGUGCAUGCGGGGAUAAAGUCCCUGUAAGUCUGUGUGCAGUCAGCAACUUCAAAGAGACAUUUACAGGAAAAACCACCUCAGGAAAACAACCCCCAGUCCAAAAACUCAAGUGUUUGCAGCAUGUUUGGUGUCAGACUGCCUUUCCUCAUGGUUUUCCACUUUAAACAUUAUUCAACCCGUUUUUAAAAUUCUGUUAAAGGAAGGAAAUCUAAAUCUGUGCCCGUCAUUGAGAGCAGGAGCAGCUUUCCUCAAGUGACCUGAGGGGGGGUGUGUUCAUUCAGGCCCAUGCAGAAGCCUUUUUUCUGAGAGAGCUUAAGGAGUGAAUGGGCUUCUCCGAGUCUGUUUAUUCAUUCUCUGUAUGUUGUGUCAUGAUUGCCAACCUGUCAGAGUUGAGGGGUUUUUAUUGGCAUACUUGUUUUUAUAAGUUCCUGUUUUGUCAGCAGGAAGUUGGAACCUCAUCAAACCAUCACGGCUAUGUGACUUCAGUUGUAUCAGAUGUAUAUGACAACUUUUAUUGUUCAGAGAAUAAUUUCAUCGGCAAUCAUGUUAUGUAACAUCCUACUUCAUGGAUACUGCUGAAAUUAGUUUGGCUUGUUGGGUAAAUAGGCUCUUUGUGUGCGAUAAACGGUUGUGACACAGUCAUAGCUCCUCUAUUGACAGGAGUUCUGGCUGCUAAAUCUGGUGUCAAUCACACAUCAUGGGAGCAGAAAACAGAUAUUAAGAUCUGUUAGUGUGGUGUGAUUUUGCCUCGGGCAACUCAACCCAUUGUAAGACCAAUGUUUUGGUGUCUUUUUAAAGGGUAUUUACUCAAUGAGCCUUUCACAAUGGCACUUUGAUUAAGGAGGAUUUUAUCUGCAUUCUCACACUGUGCAACGCCUACAUGUGUGCCCUGUGUUUGUUAGGGUUGUUUCUAUAUCAACAUCAAUGAGCAACGCCUUUGAUGAAUGCUAUCAACGGUAUCAGAUGGUCAAACUGAUUGAGAGGCAUAAUGAGGCACGAGAGACAAGCUAGGGUAUGUUGCAUGGCAUACAGCAGUCAAAUAAAAAUAAUAUAAUCUGGCAUAUGUGUUUUUUCAUUGGCUAAGUGUUAUGAAAUUAAAAAAAUAAAAUUGUCCUUUUGUCAUAACAGACACCUUUCUAACUCUGUUGUGACCUCUAACUCUGAUCUGCUGUGUGUGUGUGUGUGUAAGUAAAGCAGAGGGCAAGAGUGAGCAUGAGGAGAGAGUAUUGAUCUUGUCGGUUUGAAACGUGGGUGAGUUGUAGAAAAUGAUGGACAGACAGGGAAAAAAUAACUCACCGAAUGAUUUUCGUUUAUUUUCUGUUUUUCAAAGUGUUUGAAUGUCUCAAGUGUUAAAUGUGACAAACAUUGUAAAAUCAAUGAAUAAUAUUGAUGACUUAUUGUGAUUUCAGAGCUAAUGAAAACAGUCAUGAUCUUACGUGCCAAUACAGCCUGGGCGAUGUGGGAAAAAGUUCAUCACGAUAUAUUUUUUUCAUAUAAGUCGAUAUCGAUUUAGAUAUCAUGAUAUAAAAAAUGACAUUUAACAGUGCUUAUUGGUGGCAUGUCUUUUGCAAUUCAACAAGCUUGUGCAUCCAUGAGGUCAGUGUGUCCUUUUGACAUUUUUUCGUAAGGUGUUUUGCUAGACACAUGGUAGAACGCCUGUUGGAAAAACCCAUAUCCAUGUUAUGUUUGGUGUGAGCUGUACUGAUUGUUGCUUUGUAUCUUAAUCAGCAGAAGCACAGUCAAAUGAAUCACCACUAAACUGGACAUUUGUAUCUGUCUUUUAACGGACACGCACACCAUACUCCUUGCCGCUCUAACCUAGCUAAGUCCUGGAGAACGCCCUUCUCUCCUUUUAAUGCCGAAUAUCAAAAAAGCAUAUCGACCAUGUUUUAUAUUGAUAUGAGUGAAAUUAAUUUUCGAUAUAUAUAUAUCAUUAUUGUUUUAUCGCCCAGCACUAGCCUCAUUUAUGAUACAAACUAGCUACAAAACUAUCAGAGCACAAAUGGUGCAGUAUAGACUCAGAGGGUUCAGCUAAUCGUAGGCUUUGUAGGAGAUCAAUUUUUUCUUGGUCUGAAUUCACUAAAAACUUCUUUUCUUUGACACCGUCAACAUUGAUCCACAAAAAAACAAAAACAUUCUGAAAAUUCCCACAGUGAAACUUCCACCCACUAAGUGAGCAUAUCUAGGCAGGUCAUUGCACUUCAGGCAACCUCAAUCACUUUGAUGGAUGCGAUCAGAAAACACCUUUAACUCAUUUUAAAAAAAGCAGUCUCGUGCAUUUACAGGCUCUGUCAGGAGUCUCAUGAGAGACAGACAAGCACAAACCUGAACUGGAGGCGCUUUAGGGCCUCCAAAAUCCAAACUUUGGCACAUGCAAACUCACUCGGGGUCAAGUGCAGGCAGAUCUGCAUCAGUCAAUUUAAAGGACUAGAAGCUCCUCAAGUUACCCCUGAAGGGGGGGCACGAGAGCACACAUCACGUUUUUACUCGUGGAUAACUCGGGGCUGUAGGUCAAACUGACAAAAAUCUAAGUGUGUAUGAAUAAGGAAACCUCCCUAACAGCAUUUUGUUUUUAUCUUUUCAUGCCCUUAUUUGGCAGAAGUCACUCAGGUAUUGGCUCCCAGCAAUAAUGCUAGUUUCGACGGCUCAAGUAGGCCAAAUGUAACGUGACAGAACAUAUACUCUGCUUUGUUAAGAUGACUUUAAUGUGAUAAUCAAAGGUUUUUUUUAAACUUUCAUUUAGUGCUGAUAAGACUGCUAACUUUAUGUGCUAUUAAUGAGCGUGUUUGUUUGUGCAUGUAUGAGCAGGCAUACUUAAUUUAUGUAUAGAAAUGUCAGAAAACAGAGCAAUAUACCAUUAAAACAAUGUCAGCAGCAGUAUGAGAUUUCUUACUUUGCCUGAUCAGAGGUGAUCAGUUUGUUAUCUUUUAUAAUAAAAGUAUUGAGUCCUUUCAUUUUGCAACAUAAAACCUGCAUUUUGUUCUUGAAAAACACACUUGUGCAAGCUGCUUGUUAAAUGUAGUACGUGAAGCUUUCAGUAACUCCACAGAGAGGUCCCAGACUAAGCCACAGCAAGAGUAGCUUUCUGCAUCAAAGCUAAUUUCACAAGUUGCAUUUAGUUACCAUAAUUUCAUUUUAAUUUCGUUUCAUUUUUCAUUUCAAAGCCCAUUAAAAUGCAUUUUUAAAGAAGUGUAUUUAUUAUUAUUAAUAUUAGGUACUGUGAUGAAAGUUUUGGGUCUAUUUGUCAGAACUGUAGUUAAACCACCGAUGCUGCUGCUGCUGGCCACCACAGCUUAAACCAGAUCAAGUUUGCUGAGAUUGUCGGCCAACUUUCAUUGAUAGAUUUGUAUUUCCAGGUUGAUAUCUCAUUAGACUUCAUGACUGCACUCAGGGCCCACUGUCACUCCUGCUUUGAUUAUUUUUUCACUUGGCCAGAUGUUGACAUAACCAGGCUAUGUGGGCACUCAGUAGCCUUGUAGUUCUGCUUACAGUUUUUGAAAGAAGUCACACAGGAGGUACGUACAAGGAAUCUGAAGGUACCCCACAUCAACAUGUGGUUAUUCUGUCAAACUCAAGACGACGAGCUGAAACAGCAGCACUGACAGCAAAAUUUAAUGAAUAUAGGUUUAAAAUGUGACAAAAUCUAAAAAGCACUUUAGUCCCAAGACUAGGACUAAAUCUAAAAUAGCUGCCUAAAUAAACUCUGGCAUGUACUCGGCCAGUCUGUCUCCCUGUCUUCCCUGAACCUUAUGAACUUGUCAUACGAACAAAAUCUCUCCUUGUCCCUAUAAAACCAGGUAUGCCGGCGAUCUCAGUGAGCUGAGCUGCUGUGUGAAAGUAUGUUGUUUGUGAGCUCUUUAAACUUUAAACUUGUCGUGUCUAAAUUCCUCACCAGUGCACAAAGAAACUCGAAAGUCCUUAGCCUCUGUUUGCGGGGCGUGUCGGCGAUAAAUCUGUCAUGGACUCCAAUAUGGAAAUGGAACCAUAAUUCACUCCCUGACAGUUAUGCGUACAGUAGUAGAUGGGUUAGUUGGAUUUUCUACUACCUAAAAGGGUUCCUUUCCCCUGCCUUCCAUCUUUGCACCAUCCCCCAGGAUCACACGGCUGGUAGAUUGUAAUUUAUGAAGGUGCAGACAGAAGUGUUAGGUGACAUGAACUUAAACCCAGCGGGAGCAUGUAUCUGUCUGUUUUUUUUUAGGCUGUGGCAGGUUAUGUCACCUUGUUAACUCGAGAGUUAACAAGUUUGAGAGUUUGUAAUUUAUCCUGCAGUUUAACACAUUUUGUGACAAAUUGAAUUAAUCUAUCAAAGUGUUGUGUGGGGGGGGAAUCAAACGAUGAAAGAAAGCCUUCAUGCCUUCGUGUUUUUUUAAAGUGAACACAUGCAACUCAGAGGAACUGUGACUAAAACUGUGACUUAUUCAAGUAAGUCGAGUUGAUUCCCAGCAUGCGGUCCUUUUCUAGAUUUGACCUCCGAAUUACUUCCUGAUAAAAAAGACAAAAAACUAGUGAGUGAGACAAAACAAUGGGUUAUAUUAUACAGGAAACAGAUCAAAUGAGGAUAAAAACAAUAUAAUCAAACUAUUUGAUUCUUUCUUUUCUUCAAGUAGUUAAGAAGGGAGUGAAUUAGAAGAUGAAACUGCAGUAAAAAGGCUCUUUUUUUGGUCUUCUACUAUACUCAUUUCUACAUUUCCCCUUGUUAACCGCUCAUUUUUCGUAUCGAUAAAGGGCGAAUUUAAGCAUUUAUAAGAUUAGACAUGUAGGGCUGAGAUUUGUUGCCAGGUGAUAUUAAGAACCCGGUGUAUCAUUAACAUCCCAUGAGAGCAAUUACCUAAAAGCCGGUAAAUAUUUGAUGCGCCGAGUAAUUUUAUCUACCCUCUGCCAACGGGAAAACUGCCACUGUUUGAAGUUCACUUUCUAUUCUUCAAAAACAGCCUGGCCAAGUGGUAGUAAGCGCACGACUGUCAGAAGAAUAAACAGAAGAAUACAAAGGUGACUACAUGAUAAGAUCAGCUGUAACUCGGGAUGACCUUCAGUGACGUCAGGAUGGUAUCAAACCACCACUCUGUAAUGUUACACAGGAAAUAACCACUGUUAGUUUUCUAUUAUGCUUUACAAGUGUGGCAGGCAAGUUUUCGCAAGUAUGAAUGAGUCCUAGAAUGGAGAAAAUACCCAUAAUGCACUUGGGUUUGAUUGGUUUGGAUUGAGCCAUCACUUCCUUUGACCUCUCUGUGUGGUUCAGGCUCUUCCUCUUCUCUCAUUCACUCGCUCUCUCUCUCUCUCUUACUACCUCUCUCUCUCUCUCCCUCUAUGUGUUUUCCUUCCUUUACUCAUGUUUCUCCUGUCUCUGUUUCCUCCCCCAUUAAAAUGCAGGAACCCGUCCACUGCUUUCUACCAGGCUUUCCGGCCUAGCAGAUUACGAGGGGCAAAGCCUGCCAACGAUAGGUACGAGCUCCUCGGGUGUGUUGACAUGUGUGUGUUGCUUGGGGCUGGACUGGACUAGACGACUAAACCAGAGCCUGCACACCUUAAACCUUGGCACCUUGCAAGAAAGUACAGAUUUUGACAAGUCAACAACACCAUGUUUAUACAGUAUAAAUACUCAAAUUAAAAAAUGGAUUCAAAGGUUGCAAAUAGGUGCCCGCAGGAAUAAAAACUGAACAAACUGGAGAUAAUUGUGAUCAAAGAUACUCGCAGAUUUACUCUUAUCAGCUGCUUUUAUUGUUUUAGUCAUAAAGUGACAGAAAAAAUGAAUUACUUAUUCACUCUGUUGGCAGACUCCUCUCUGUUAAAGGAGAGACUGUCACUUUGAGACAGCAGAUAAAGUGACCGACUCAGCAGCUGUAUUUAUUUAUAUCUUUAUUCAAUUAGGAUCCUAUCAGUUCACUGCAGUCGAGUGCUGCGGCUCUUCUUCCCGGGGUCCACUCAAGGUGUGGUGCUGUAGGUGUGUAAUGCAUGCAGAAAGCAUGGCAUCAAGCAUCGGGGUGCAGUUUUUGACACUAUGUGGAGCAUGUUCAGUGACAACUUUGUGCCAGUCACAGGGAUCGGCUGCUCUAGUCGCUCUUACCCCAGCGAAGAGUGCGACACUGUGCCAAGGGGUCUAAACAGCUGAUCACGCUGAGAUAACAUGACUGAGGUUGUGUUGUGUUGCAUCGGUUUGUCCUUUUGCACGGUUGUGACAGCAACUAACCCCUCAUGCCUGUAGUUAUAUUUUUGAAAUCAACUUGAUCACUUGAACUUAAAGGUCAAAUUAAAGGUUGAUUAAAAAGAGAAGUGAGAGAAAUUAGUGAUAGAUGCAGUGAUAAAAAGAGACAUUAUUUAGGUUUUUCGCCUUAUUCAGUAUAUUAUAAAUCUGCUGCUUUUCUGUUUGUUUGAGCAAAGUCAAUAAUGAUGAAAGUGAUUGAUAACGCAGAAGUUAGUCUUCACAGCAAACAUUACAACACUAAGAAAACACUCCUUCAAAAUGAUCUUAAAAUCUCUAACUUUGGCACCAGGUUCUUAUCUAUGAUUAAACUCAAAUGUAUGUGAAUGCACAUAAAAUGAGGAGAAGAAUUUUAUUAAUCUUUCUUUAUAUCAAAGUCUGUUAAUUUUGCAUCGUCUCUGGGUUUCUGACUUUCGAAUUACUUGAAUCAAACUCCGGGACAUUUUCAUUUACAUAUUAACAGAUUUUAUUUCUGUGGUUGGCUUACAAUAGACUAGACGCAUAGUUGUGGAAGUACUUUUCUAAAUGUUUCUUCAUUUCUCAGAGGUUGGGCUUCUUUCUGACUUUGAUUUUAAUUACUAUAAGACAGGUGAGUACCUGUUGACUAAUGUCAGCUCUUUAGAAAAGUGGAUGCAGUCGUUUUUGCCCUUUUCAGUAAAUGACUUUGUGGUUUCUAAGUGGUUCGCAUCACUCAUAACCACUUUCUGUUCCCAUGAGCUCUCUCAUGGAGGCUGCUUUGGGGCUCUGGCUUUCAGCCACCAAUGUGUCAUGGCUGCCAAAAAAUGGGGACAAAUAAACUCUGGAUCUGAGGUGGCACUAUACUGAAACAUGUGGUUGGCUUGUCAUGUCAUGAAUGAUCUGAUCGCUCAGUUUGGGUUCAUUUUUAAGGGCCAUCAUGGAAAUAACAACCAAAUCUGAGCAUGAUAGAGUAGUGGGUGUAGGAUGUUUAUUCCGGAAAGAUAAUUCACGUUAUGAUUUACAGGUGGACAACAAAAAUUAGAUUGUUCGGACCGAAAAGAUCCAUCACCUUGAAGAGCUCUCUGAUUCAGUUGUGUGCUCUGAAUCAUAGAGCUGUAUAUUAUUUCCAGUUGUGGUAUAGUUCGGAUUAAAGUGAUUUGUCGUUAUUGGAAAUUCAUUAAUUAAACAGAUUGAUAAAUGGCAUCAUUCCUAGUUUAUGUACCAUCCCAUGAUCGUUUAUGGCUUUUGGCACUUAAACUGGAAAGAUUAGUUCAAUAAAAUAGAUGUAGCUACCAGACCGUGUGUAUGUGUGCGGUGCGUGUGUGUUCUGUAUGCGUAAUUGCACUGUGACGGGCAUAGGAUGUACCAACAUCCACAUGACCACAUUGUUUUUCAAGCUGAUCCGGAUGAGAAGUGGACGUUUGUGUAAAACAACAGUAGCAGUUGAGCAAGUGUGGGGUGUCACAAGAUGGAGCCCUUUUGUUUGUUCCUGUUCCAGCUCUUAUUUGCCUGAAGGCUCUGUGACUAACAGUGCUGCUUUCUUCUAAACGUCUGCAGCUAACCGCAGGUAAACCUGAGGGAGCCGCCUCGCUCCUUUUGUCCUGUGCCUGAUCUCCUGCAAGGUUGGACUUGUUGAAAGUGAAGGGGGGAUAGAAGAGCAUUCCUGGUUCUUGAAAAUGUUUGCUUUGUAAAAAAGGGAAAAACCUCAGCUGGGCAGUGUGCCCUAACAUCACUGUAGCUUUUAGUUAAACACCACUGAUGGCUGCUUUAACCAUUUGUGGUGUUUUGCACAAGUUUCUGCCACAUUGUGGGCAUCGAGACAUUCUUGCAUGUUUGUCCUGACCCUGACAAUGCCACAUCUGCUGCAGCACUGCAGGCUCUAACUGGGUCACGAUGAUUGUGAAAUAAUGGGAAGAAUCAUUUUUGUAAAACCACAAAUCAUAUAUCAUCCUUUUGUAAACCUGCGAGAACACUGCCAGAGCGUGAGAUAUUCCACUCUGUGUGUGGAGAAGAACGUUAUGAUGUUAAUAACAUUUUGACAACAUCUCAUGACAAAUUCAGAGUAGAAAGUUGAGGUAAAAGUAGAAAAAGCUCGUGCAAAUGUUGGUCUUUUUGGAAAAGACGUGUCAAAAGAUAGUCAGUUGUUUACUUUACUGACAAACAGUGUGGGAAUUUUGGCCAUUACAGUUUCAUACUGUAACUUUCUUCACUUUUUUUCACAAUAAUUAAUUUUUUUGAACAAUUUUUUUGUGUCUCAUUAAAAAUAUGCCUGAAUGCUUGCAAGAGUCAAACAUUGUCAUGGUUUCUCGAUUUAUCGUUCUUGCAAAAAAAAAAAAAAAAGUUUUCUAUAAAUGAUGAGACAAAAUGCAAUAUUUCAAGAGCAGGUGUAGAAAAUUUGAGGGUCAAUUUUCACUUCUUUCUCAGUGAGAUUGUAGAAAAUUGCAGCUCUAAAUGACAGAAUUAAUACACAUUUUUUACCACAUAAAUCCGUAUCACACACCCCCUCGCAGUUCUUCAUGCCUAAACGAAUCCUGAUAUGUAUAUAAAAGCUCACUGACCUAUUUUUCUCAUACAGCUCAACCAAAAGCUCUUUUACAAAACUGUUUAACUUAUUCAUAUUUCAGCCGCACUAACACACUCUGCAUUUGUAAACAUUCCUGUUAAGUGAUCUGUUGGUCGGCUGAAUGGAAUCAUUGUGCAGCUGUGAUUGUACCAAACCAGGCAGCAGCAGCUCUUUUACCACCCUCAGUCCACAGUGAUCAACUUUAUGAUUAUGGACGACAAAGAAAAGACAGAUUUAUAUUCUGCUUGACUGCACCUGAUCAGUGGCCCCAGGCUAAGCCGGGGGGAGUUAUUUGAUACAGACCAGGUAUGUGAGUGCUGUUUAUGACACAGAAACAAACAUUUCAUUAUUGGGUUGAGAGAAACAGGAAGGUUGGACGUGGGAAAGCUGAAAUUUCACUAGCUAACUCCUUCUCUUUGACUCUGUUGGUGAAUUUCCAGUGGCAAGCCUUUCUUAUUAAUUUAUUUUUAGACAAAAUUGGUUGUUUAUUGAGCAUCUUUAAAUGGAUUUUCUCCAAAUAGACCAUUUUUCUUGGCAGAGACUCAAAUUGAAUCAGCUUCCCGUCAUACAAAUGGAAAACAAACAGACAAAAAUUCACUUUGUAAUUGCUAUCAUGCCGUGGGGCAUAUCCUCAGAAGACCUUGCCAAUUUAAUUUUGAGGUCUUCUUCAGAGCGCACAACAGUAAGAACAUAAUUUUGGACAAUUACUCAGCAAUUUAACAGCUAAACUGUAACUGCUGAGCUUCAGUAGACAUGACAUGACUUGAUGUUAGCCAGGGCUCUGAUCACAUACUUAACAAGCCUAUUUAGACCGAAGGAACAGUUGAUGGAUGGGGAUCCUAACCAUGAAAGAUUUUUACCGCUUAUGUAAGAGACCUCAAGUCUCAAAGACGGCAUUGUUUUGGAGAGACUUUCUCCUUCGUUCAAAGUUAUCUUCAGAAAGACGGUUGAUAUUUGACCUUUAUUAAUACACUAAAUGUUUACUGAACACACAUUGCCGUCCCUCCUUCAGCACCCUCUUACUCCAGACUCUGACAGAGGCAUUCACACCAAGGAAAUAUGUAAGGUAACCAAAGGCAACCAUUAUUUUCUAUUUGAAGAAGUCUGUUUUGACCAGAAGCCUUCAAACUGCAUCUUCAUCUGCGUGAUGCCGAGUCAUAUGUGAAGCUAAAGUCUUGCAGAUGUCUCAUCGAGACCAGUGUAAGACUUUGGCUAAGACCAUUGUAACAGGCCCUCUGUUUUUGCCGCAUAGCGCCUAAUGACAUUAGCCUGACCCAAACCCUGCACUUCAGAGACUAAGCCCAAAAUGAGGCUAAGUCCUUGAUCCGGUGAUAAAUGCUGUGCUGAAUACAGUGGCUCGUUAGCGCGGAGGUGCCAGGAUUUUCCCAUUAAAGCCUCUGGAGUAACUCUAUUACUCUUAACACAUUCCAGUGGGCUCUUAGUCAACAUGAGCCAAACUAGAGGCUCAGGCACCGAAUAAGUCAUAGUGAAAUAUGAUCCAGAGGCCCAUGGUGUAAACUGAAGAUCUGGCUUUAGUGGGACCCAGUUUAGGAGUGAUUAUUUUAGGGCAGAGGGACCCCUGACCUGGAACCCCCACUGUGUUUGCAUAUGGAGUUUGAUGGUCACAUUACAUUGCAGCUCUUAAUCAUUACUUCAAACGCUGUAGGAGAGACUCAGCAACCUUUAACAAACUUCCUCGCUGCAAGUUAUUUCAGCCGUCUCACUGGCUGAGCUAACAAGGCCAGUCAAAAUUUAGGAAGAUGUUCCGCUGUCUUGAGAAAUCAGAUCUUAUCAUCGCCUCUAUUGGACCCCUGAGGUUCUUGAUUCAUUCUCAUGCUCCCUGCCGUCCGGUCCAUCCAGUGCGGUGUCUGACAGAGGUCCUUUUGGGGGUUCAGCUGGUGGGCUUCGAGCACGUCAUGAAGGGACAACAUACAUAACAAGAUGUUUGUGCACAAGUCUGGAGAUUAUGCAACAGGCGAGGGUGCGAGUGGGACAGUUCCGACAGUCUGUUUUCGAGGAAGCUCGGUGGCAGCAGGCACACCUACUCAUGACUCUGAUUUAGUGCUGGAAAAAUAAAACUCCAAUCACCAGACAAGGGUUUCCUGAGGUCUGUCUUAUUUUGUUUAGUCUCCAUUGUGUCAUAAUGGACCACCCCGUCUGAAGACCAAACCCCUCAACAAUGCAGUGACCGAAAAGUGCUCCACAUUCAGGAGCGCAAAUUAACAUACUUCAGCAUCCUGCAAUUGUCACCCACUACUGUUUGAAGAUUUACACUGUAAUAGUGACAGAAGGGGUUCGGCCGGAUUCUUUCUUUUGGCUAUUUUUGUGAAAUACGUCAAAGUUAGGAAUUUCUGAGGCGCUCCUUUAGAUCUCGUCAAUUUUGACCCUUCUGGGUAAACUCAGGUUUCAGGUUUUUGGUUUGAGCUAUGACAAGCAUGCUGAAGUUAUGUAAGCCUAGUUUUACACACUUCAUGAUAAAACUGACAGUGGACAUGAGAUUGACAACAAGUUUGUUCAGAUUUGUUGUAGGAAAAAAGGACUAUUUCUCAAAGACCCCUUGUUCAUGGUUGGCCCCCUCAACUUCCCCUGUUGUGUAACAUCUGUUGUGCCUUCCUCAGUAACAGGGGUGCAGUGUUAGUGAAAACGACGAGGAAAGUUGCUGCCAAGAUGGAUCAAAAAGACAACAAUCAAAGAAGUGUGGGGGUAAAUAAUGGGUGAGGGGGUUAUUAUCAGAAGUGGACCUCUCAUAGCACAGCUGUUCACACCUGGUCAGGUGUCAACAUACCUCUCAAAAUGCGCCAGCAGGGAUCACUGGUGAUGGGAUGUCAUUUAAAUGCUCCAUAUGCAAAUAAUCAUGAAACCUGUUCAUGCUUAGUAGCCUCUGGCUUACACGUGAAGCAGACCGAGUCGGAGUCGUAGAUGAGAUUGUGCUGUUUACGCAGUCAGGAGCAGAUCACAAAAAAAAACGGGUCAUCUUUAACAGCUUGUUACCUCUCUGAUUGCUCUCACUUUGAUCCAUGUAUAGAGGAACUUCUACAUUGUUCUCUUCACUUUCACAUCGUUGAAAGAAAGGAUUAAGAGAUGUUACGUCAGCAGGGAAAGUUUAGUUACAUGAGCGGGAAAAGUUUAGUUACAUGAGCGAGGAAAGUUUAGUUACAUGAGUGGGAAAAGUGUAGUUACAUGAGCGAGGAAGGUGUAUUUACAUGAGCAGGGAAACCGAGUUACAUGAGCGGGGAAAGUUUAUAAGCUAAAUAUGUCAAAUUAUAAGAGGGUUCUCUUCAAACAGGCACAACUUGCCUGGUCUGCCUUACUUUACCUCGUUACCACGGAAGUCAGAUGUCGGAGCUGAAAAUGAUGUGACACCAGAGUUACCAGCGUUUCAGUUACCAAGUUGGAAAAAGCAAAAUCGGAGGGGGAAACAAUAUGGCUACAUCUACGAAAGUUAUUUUAGCUCUUGACUUGAAUAUAGCAUAUAUAGCAAGGACAAGCCAUUGUGAAAUAACUUUCGUAAAUGUAGCCAUCUUGUUUCCGCCUCUGAGUUUGCUUUUUUCCGACUUGGUAACUGAAAUGCCGGUAACUCGGAUGUGACGUCAUUUUCAGCUCCAACAUCUGACUUUGGAGGUAACUCGAACGCAGCAUUUGUAUCCAACAUGCUUAGCUGUUGACUUCUUUGAGUGUUGUCUUUUUAGUAAAAUACCAUGGCACAGUAAACUGUCUCUAGCUGCACUUGAUCCUGGUGAGAUGACCACUUUAGUCAGUAUAUGAGCUGCAGUCCAGUUUUUUGUUAAAAACAUAAAGGCCUGUCUUAAUCACGUAUGAAUGGUUUUGUACUAUUGUUGGUAAAAUCAGCAUGUAGGACUGUUUUAAAAGGAUUUGUUCUCUGUCAGUGAGGCAGAUGAUCAUCAGUGUUCAAGGCCUGGCCUGCAGCAUCCCACACUUGUUUUGACAUUUGGCAAACCGAGAAUCCACUUUCAGUUCCUUUUAACCUUUUCUCAGAGCAUUUUUCAUACACUAUAGAACGAGUUAUUUGUGUCAGCGUUAAAGCUUUGCAUGCUAAAUCACGGCUUUCAAGUAGAUACAAGGGUAAAUGUAUGAAGCAUGGUUCACAACAAUUGGAAUUUAAGGAACGAAUGAGGAGACUGCUGAGAAGUAUCAAGUUUAUGCUUUAAAGAAAUAAAAAAGUCUUUCUUUAAUUUGAUUUUCGAGUACAGUUCAAUAGGGAAUAAACCUUAGUACCCUUUCUCUAUGAAGAAUUGGAGCCAAGUUUGACAAAAAUGUGUUUGAGGAGAGUAGAAAUCCUAACACUGUUAUUGAUACAGGAAUAAAAAAUAAUUAAAUACAUUAACCUAUAUCCACUAGGAGUUUGAUUCACAGUAAGUCUAAUCUUCUUCCUCACAUGAAUAUAAUCUAAUGCCUGGCCCAAUAACUGACGCUUGAAGUUACUGUAAAUAUGUGGACACCCCCACAGGACCUCCAAAUGCAAAACAAGAAGAUCUUCGUCCUCUUGUACAAAAGAGAGAAAGAGACUUUAUCUGUGACCAUGACAAGAUCGUCUCAUUCACAGAAAUAAUUGGAGACAAGAUUUUGAAACAACACUCCCGUUUUUCAGCCAGCUCGUAACAUAUCGCAGUAAAUUUUAAGCCUCUAAGCAGAUUCCUGCCAUGACAAUAGAUCCAUUGUCAUCACUCAAGAGAGAUGUGACUAAGCUUCCUUUGCCUGAAGCCUCCCUUUUGCAUUUUCAUCAUCUAUAUGAGUCGAUAUGUCAAAGCUAAUUGGAGCCUCUGCUGACCUCAUCUGGUGAAGCAGCUGAACUGCGUCUUUCUCCCCCGGACGCCCUGAACUCUGGGCUGAAACCAGCCUGGAAGAGAAAAGACUGUUGCUUUUUGGGGAGUGCUCCUCUCUUUUGUCAAAGCCCCCAUCCUCCAUCUUUUGUUUUGAAAUACACUUGCCAAAGAGGGAGGGGAAGGGUGGAGGGGGUUAUCUCCAAGAGGCUGAGGUCUGAUUUAUGCAGCUGUGUCCCCCCACAGUGGGUGUUUGUGUGCUUUGUGACAAGGGACGUGUGCCGGCUCAUCCCUGCCUUAAUGCAGAACAUGUUCGAUUUCUGCCUGUUUUAGACGUCACAUGAUACACCAAGAGAAGUAGAGGAGACUUCCCUUUGCUCCCACACAUAUCCUGCUCUCAUAUAUACAGUUCAGACUCUUACUGUGUGUGAGCAGGUAGACACACGCACAGACACGAUGGUGAAGAAGCUAGCUGCUAUCAGACAGAUAACUUGUGUUUGCAGGGCUGUUUGGAUAAAUUGUCCUCAGUGUGUUGUCACAGCAUGAAGGUGGCUCUGACACAGAUGUCUGGAUUGAGAGGCUGUGGCCCCCAGGCCGGAGGUGUCCACUGUUGGAAUGUGCCUCCUUGUGGUCCUGCAGACUUUGUUUGGGGGAGAUGAGUCCAUGUGUUCUGCCUCAGACUGCAGAAGAGGGCUUGUGUCGAGGUUGACACCACAAGUGGUCCUUAUAUAAACCACCACAUGUCUGCCUCUUUUAAUCAAAUGUACAGUCUGAUUUGUUUUCUUUGGACACUGAGCAGCAACAAAUGAGUUUAAGCUUUUUCUUCGACUUUUCUCCAAGUUUCCUCAGGCAAAGAGCCCUUGACUCUGAUCCAACCUGCAUGUCCCUUGUUUUUUGUUGUUGAUAAAAACACAUUCCAGCCGAAGCCCGUUGACAUUCUUCGCUCUCUACGUCCCAGAUGUGUUAAAGCUUGCUCAAAAAGGAAGAUAGCUGGCGACCUCACGUUUUUAAUCAGUCCUAAAAUCACACGUGUGAGUCACCCGAUGUGGAAUUCAAGAAAUUCACCCCAGAGACAUCAGACAGUUUGGAGGCUGUCACGCUAUUCAUCAAAUCCUAAAGUAACCAUUAAAUGUAGCCCAGCUAUUUGAGAAGAAGUAUAUACCUCGUUUUUUUAAAUCAUUGCACCGCCCUGGAAAAAAAUGAAAAGACAGGGACUGAAGGGUUUAUGAAUUUUGCUUUUUGGAUUUAUUGACUUACAGGUCAGAUAAAGAGAGACUAAAGCACUGAUGUAACUUAUAAAAGGAAGAUAUCAUAACUAUGAAUGUGGAUGUCUAAUCAGUGCUAGAUUGAAGCACAUGCAAAAUUGACUGGAAAUAGUUUUCUCUCACACUUAUGGUUCAUUAGUUGCGAAACAUGCCAAGACACCUAAAGUGGAAUAGCCUACAGUUCUAGAGGGAUAACGGCUAAUUUAAGGGAUUUGGCUGCACGCCACAAACAGAACAUGUUUUGCUGCAGAAGUUUAUCAACUGAAGAUGUCUCCUGCACUUUAAAGUAGGGACGCACCAAUCCGAUAUUUGAUGUUGGUAUAGGUCCUGAUACUGAAGAAAAAUCUAGAUCGGGUAUCGUGACAAUGGGCCCAAUGCUUAGGGGCUGAUCUAUUCAGUCAUCCCUACUUUAAAAAAAUGGAAAAUAAGGUUGAAAACAUGCGAAAAAUCCCUGAUGUGUUGUGGUGUAUUAGUGAUAGAAAUACUUUGGAUACUAAACAAUUACAUGGAACUUACACUAGACAUGAAAUUGAGAUGAGAGGUGGUUCAUCUGGUGCAUAAAAACUAAUAGAACUUACAAGAUGAACUCAAACUCAGACAGUUGUAAAAGUUUCUGAGACAAAACAGAAACAAGGUCAGCCAGGCGUCUUUGUCAAUACAUGCAAAACCCUGUUUCUUUUUUAUGAAGCCUUAAGUGCAUAAUUUAUGACCGUAAAUAACUUACAGGGAGUAAAUGAACUUAGAAAAAAAGGAGGUAGGAGGGGGAGGGAGGCUGAACUCCUCCCCUUUGUUUCCUCACCAUGUGACCCAAGCUGCGAGUUUUAAGUCUCACCCUGCUCCUUCUCAAACAAGAGCAGUCCGUGUUUGAACUCUCAGAGGAGUUGUACGGCUGGAGAAAAACUUUUGAGAAACUUUAAGAGAAAAACAAAAACAAGUCAACAUGCGGUGCAAAAUGAGCUACAGCCUGCCCUGCUCACCAGGGAGCUCUCCAACCUAUUCAGGACGAUUGAUGACUUACAGAGCCAGAUGUGCCAGGUAAUUUCAUUCAUGUGCUUAUAAUUCUGGAGAGUACUACUCUUUAGUUUUAUGAUCCAUACUUUCCCACUUUAAAUCCACGGAUUUUUACACCUCUAGUUCUGGUUCUAAGUUUGUGAUGUGUUAUGCGUUAGUGCCAGUUUGCUUUCCCUGUCUGCGGCCCGCAUGUUACUGUGUUUUUCCAACAGCUGCCUGGUAUUCAGGUCAGCCUUCGUCUUCUCUCUCCUUCUGUGGUUGGUUGAUUUAAUGGUUGUGGCACUCCAGUAUGUUUUUUUUCCCUUGUAAGCGUGGCAUCUGUUUGUAGUUUAUUUAGUGGUACGUCCUCUCCGGGGGGGCUGGUCUCUGCGCGCUGGACGUGCGCUCCAGCAUGGAGCUGCGUCCUGGAGCUGAUGGCGCUGCUGGCGUCAGUGUUAUUGUUUAUGUUUACAUUAUUUUACACGCGGGAUUGUAUAGUUUGAGUGAGGGAUUAAGAUUUCUCGAGUGUUUUCAUGUUGGUUUUACUAUAAACAUCAACUUUACGCACAGCCAUCAUAUUAUACCCUUAUAAAUUGAGUGUAACUUGCGUAUUUUAGAUGUCAUACACUGUCCCAAACCUCCAUAAAGCAAAUUUAUGACUAUACCUGUGUCAAAUACCUCACUUUUUUAUCAGUAGUAGACCCUCUUUGCACAUGUUGUUCCCCAAUCCCAGAGCUCCGUCUAGCGGCGUGAGAAACGUGCGGUGCCUCCUCUCAGUAUUUUCCUCUUUGCAUCCACAUCCACCCGUGAUUGUGCAAGACCCUCGCUGAGACGGAUGAGGAUUUUGUGAUUUUUUUUGUCCUUCCGUAGAGUAUUUGGCAUCGUUUGGUUGCACGCGGAUCUCUAGCUUGGCUUAGUAAGUUAAUCGUCUUUGUAUAUGUGUGUAUGUGUGUGAGGUUGUUGGAAACGUUAGCGCCUUUCUUUCCUUUCUCAGAGGAGCGGGGGCAGGGCGGUGGAGAUGGUGGUGGUGGUAACAAAAUGUUGCACCAUCGUCGUGUUAAAGUGGGUGAAGCCUGCGAAGAUGCUUCUCAUUUUAGGAGGGGAUGAUAAAAACGAGUUUUCACAGAGAUUAGAGGACAAUGAGAUUUGGAGAUAUGGUAAAUAGAUCAGGCUAGUGGCGACAUGAGCCGCACCCGCAGCAGGACUCCUGCAGGAGAGGAGCCACAAAGGCUGCCAACUGAGCUUCAACCACAGAGGAGUGGUUAAAGCCGAAAACAUCAUGUUUUCAGUGUUUUUAUCAACGGAAAUACUCUAAUGAAUCAGGCUGGGGUUUAAAGUAUUUCAUUGUUUGAUUUCCUUUGUCUUGUGAGAUCCUUUCAGACAGGUGUGGCAUGACCUCAUUCACAUGUUUAUAUGUGUGUUAUCAUCAUUAUCAUCAUCUGACUCCUCAAUUAAACAGUCUGACUUAAUUUAUGACUUUAGUAACUGGUUUGAAUGACACCUGGUUUUUAUAAGCCAGAAGCGUUAAGGCAGGUGCCUCAGUAGCUGCUGUCUUGAGUGGAAAAUUACACCAGGUGGUGUUUUUUUUUUUUUUUUAUAAAGCUGCCACACCUUACAGCGAUUCUUUAAAAAAAAAACUAUCAUUUAAGAUCCGAUCUUGUAUUAAUGAACAUAAAUGGAGGCCCUGUUUUUUAAGUCUCCUUAACAUCCUUUUUGAUCACAAUAUCAUCAAGCUGAGGUGCUUUUUGGGGUUUGAAUUUUGUGGGUUUUUUUUUAAGUGUGAUAAAAGUAGGAUUUUGUCUUUUUUCAGGGGAGUCUUGUGCAUUUCAUUUACCAGUGAAAUCCAGUGAGGUCAUGGUUAUCGCUCAAAGACCGGAAGUGCCAUUUGAUAAACGUGAAAGAGCUGAUAUGAAUCAGAAGCAUGCAGUGAAAAAGAGGAUGUGUAUCUUGUAUUCACUCGUGCUCUAUUUCUCUUCACAGUGCAUCCGGUGCCAGUGUUGUCGCCAUUGAUAACAAGAUCGAGCAGGCAAUGGUGAGUUUAUUAUUUUUACAUAUAAAUAGAUAUCAUGUGGUAAUCGUUACCAUUAAUGAAGGAGUUUUGAAUCUACCUUUGCUAAGCAGCACAACAGACUCUGAAGUGCAGUUCAUGAACUUUACAAAAGCUGCAUUUCUUGUUCCUAACAACCAAAUUUAGGUCGACUUUUUAAAAAAAAUCACACUAGAAAAACUAGUCUGUGCAGUUUCACUGACAGGUGACCUCGAAACCCUCUCUAAACUAGCUGUCAAAAGUAAAGGUUAGACUUUUAAAUUUAUGGAUCUGAGCUAAUAUUGAGUUUCCCUUGUCUUCCAGGACUUGGUGAAGAGUCAUCUGAUGUACGCUGUCCGUGAGGAGGUGGAGGUGUUGAAGGAGCACAUCAAAGAGCUGUACGAGAGGAACUCUGUGCUGGAGCGCGAGAACGCCGUGCUGAAGUCACUCGCCAACACAGAUCAGCUCGGCCAGCUGUCCACUCAGCUCGUCCAGAGCAGCAGCAGCAGCAGCACGUCGCCACCGCUUCAACAGCAACACCAACAGCAGCAGCACCCGCUCGUCACAAACAACAACAACAACAGCAUCGCUCCUUCGGUUCACCACGAGGGGAGUCAGAGCGUCCCCCCUCAGCCCAACAUCACCUCGGCGUGAUUCUCCCCCUGCUCGUACUCCAGAACACACGCUCAAACACACCUCACCCAAGCAAGCAGGAGUGGAAGAUCCUGUUAGCAAAGAACAAUAACCGCUACUGUCCCCUCAGCUCCAUAACGCGAAAAGUCUCUGCUCUGCGUCCUGUAUGCUCCAUUUAAGGAAAAAUCAACAUCCUAGUUUGCUGCCGAGAGCCAUGCUUCAGUGUGUGCGUUCUGCCGUCACCAGGUCGACACAUCAUUAAGACAGUAACCACCCCCGAAGUCUUAGUCUGUCCCUGUGGUUGGCUGCAAAGAGAAGGGGCAGAAGAGUUGGUGCACACCAUAAAAAACUGCAUGCUGUUCUUGUGGGGCAAGACUGGAGGGUCAAAGGGCACAGGGAGCUCAAUUUGUCGGGGCAAGUGGUAGAAGAGGGAGGUGCAACCCCCUGAGGUGUCAAGGGUCCCGUAAAAGUCCAGCAGGGACUGUCCUACCAGUGUACCCCACCCCCCCCACGGAACUCUUUGGUACUGAGGGAGGGGGAGCAAGGGAGAAGCCGGGGAGAGGAUCUGUCCUCCCCGAAAGGAGGAGGACGCCAGUGGGUGCCUCGGAGCGAGUCGAGAGCCUCGGCUUGUUAUAUGCUGCAACAAAAGCUUGUGUUGUUGUUUUUUUUUUUUUUUUUUUUUCUCAGAGCCACCAUACUUUGACAUGAAUCAUUAUACUUUUUCAAUAGUUCAGUUUUAGUAUUUGCAUUUAUUUAUUUCAGGGCUGCUAUUUUCACAAUGUAAUUGAACAAUGUUAUGGAGAUGCUUAUUAAAAACACAAAAAACAAACCUUUCUCUUUGGUCUUUUGGUAUUUUAGAAGCUGUCAGGUAUUCAAAUUUGGUAGUCUCUUGCAACAAGUAGAUCUCAAUAAGUAGGCAAUAAGUUCCACAAUAGAAACUUUUCUUCUCAUGAAAUAGUGCUAACACUAAAGCAGAGCUUACAUUAGGUGAAAUCCAGGUUUGAAUGUAUAUUUUGUAAAGUGUAAAGUAUUAAGAGCAAAGAGGGUUUGUACAGGAGAACACCUGUUGUGUAGAUGUGAGGGGAUUUUUGGAUCAAGAAAACCAUCAGUUUUCCUUUUUUUUAAAGCCUUUCUUUGUCAAAGCAGAAAUUAAUUUGGGGGUUUGGUUUCCAGGGGGAUGAAAAGCUGUGAAAUUGUUCGACCUACUUUAUAACCAAAGACGCAAAGCUGUGUAAGUCUUUUGUCCUUUUUUUUUUAAAUGCAGACUCAUUUCUAUUUUUUUUUUACCUUUUUUUCUCCCUAAAUAUUUUUGUCCCUGUUCUGCAUGUUCUGCAUGAUCUAUAAUCAAACCACUUUCUUACCUCAUGUUUUCCAGCACUCUUCAAAUUUCUUGUCAAAUCUGUGAAAGCUUGUGAAAAGUUUAUGAAAGAAAGGGAACAAUGGGGCGGAGGGGAGAGGGGAGGAAGAGGAUGUAGGAAAUGAAGAGAUGAUUGUGUCAGAUGUAGAGAGGGAAGGGUAGAAAGGAGCCAUCUUUUUUGUUGUCAUGUAAAUGCUGUGUGGAAAGUUCGUAUGCAGAGAAAAGGAUGUUACAUUACAGACAAAUGUACUGAAUGAAUGCAGCGAUUCGAUUUGAUUGUAGUGUACCAACACGUAGCUCACAAGCAAACAAACAAAAACAACUAGUCAACAACUCCACAAGAAAACAAAAUGACAAACUAUGAAGCAAUUCGCACGUUAGAGCUGGACGUCCGUAAAUUUUGUGUGAGCGCUUCACCGGAUGUCCUGUCUGUGUCACGUCUCUUUGUGCCUCAUGUGCCGCGAUCGUCUGCUGUCCUCAGGCGAUUCGGUUUCUUGCUCUGUGGCUUAAAACCAAACCAAAAUGCUUGGUAAUUGUACAAUCAGUCAUCUUUCCACAGGAUGGGCUCUUAUAUUUCCAUUUUUGUUUUGUUUUGUUUUGUUUUGUUUUGAAAAUGGGCUUAUUUUCUUCCCUUGUCCUGCUUUUCUUGUGUUUGAAGGAGAUGCCGUGUACAUGCCAAAUGUACUGUAUGAAAGUGAUCACUGAGCCUUGGAGAGAGUAUCUUAACAAUGCCCUUGUAAUGUGCUGUUCAGACAAUUUUAGUUUUCAGUCAAAAAUAAAUUACGGUUUUAUUAAAAGAAUACCCUCUUGUUGUUUUUAUGCUUGUUUUCAUCUUCUCUCUGAUCUUUGCAACCACUCAUUAUUAAAGUGAGAUCUCAAACAUGGGCCUCCAUCAUUUCCACAGUAAGUCUUUCUUAUUUUUUUAUCACUUUUGACCAGUUCACACAAAUGGUGUUGGUGAGCAUAAAAUAGCAAACACAGAUGAGGUCACAAAAGGCACUAAAACACCCUCCUGUUGGAGGCUCUCGUUGGUGUUAAUACUGGUGACCUCUGUGAACGACAUGGUGCCUUCAGUCUCAGAGCUUUUCCUGAAAAUGAAAAUCUCACUCUGCUUUCUUCUAACAGUCAAACAUGUAAACUCAAACUAUAAACCUUUACCAUUGAGAAUUUAAUUGGACUGUUGCUGCGAAGUGCUGACACCAACACUGGCAGUAAUGUCAGUCACCAAAUACAACAAGAAAAAAUACCACAGAUGGUGUCUGUUUUACGCCAAUAAGAGGUAUUUUGUAUUAGUCUCAGUCUGUUUUGAUUACCUUUAACAUGAGCUUUAAACACCAACCUCCUCAAUGGUUUGUUAAGUUCCAGGUUCCCACCAAGUCUAAAGAUGGUGACCGUAAACCAGAGUGCAUCAUAUCAGGACCCUGAUUCUGCAACAGCUACAAAAUGGACUUUGGUCCUAGUUUCCAUUAUUAUUUACAGUACUAUAUAGCAGUGGUUCUCAAGUCCAGUCCUCGAGGCCCCACUGUCCUGCAUGUUUGGGAUGUUUCCCUGCUCCAACACACCUGAUUCAAAUGAUGAGCUCGUUAUCAAGCUCUGUAAUGGCUUACUAACGAGCUCAUCAUUUGAAUCAGGUGUGUUGGAGCAGGGAACCAUCCAAAACAUGCAGGACAGUGGGCCUCGAGGACUGGACUUGAGAACCACUGCUAUAAAGUGUCAAAAUUUUGUCUGCCAGACAGCUACUAAUAGACAUGUACUAAGAUACAUGCAACUGGGUCAAGAUCACAAUUUAUUCAAAGUAUUUUCAACAAUUUCCGGGCAAACAGCUGACAAAAAUAAAAAACACUGACAUAUAAUAUAAACAGCAAAAUGCUGAAAUGUCAUUUCGUCAGUCCAAAAUAAGGAGGAUUGAGUGACUGUGGAUCUAUUUAUGACAUAUUUACAACAGAGGCUUACUGUCAGGCAUUUGUUACAGAUUUCCAAUGCAGUAUCAUUUCACAGAAAUACUGGAGAGUUUCAUCUGAGUCAGAUCCUGUAAUCAUAUGAUAAAAUCCACAAGAAAAGACAAAAAGAUGAAUCAAAAUGAGCAAAAUAUCAAAAUACAUGAAAUGAUGAAGCGAGGGGAAUAAGUGAUCUUAGUCUGGAUUUAGACCAUAAUAGUGUUUUCCAUGAGAGUUGAUCAUUUAUGUAAACUCAGAGUGGUAAACUUAGAAAACACGUUAUUUGGUGAAAAUAAGAUUAAAUCAGCAAUUCAUGCAAUAUUAUUUUAUGUUGGUUUUAAGUAAAACUAAUUCUAUGACAAAGCUUAACUAUAUCCUGUAUUUUAUCUUUGCAACAACAAUUGAACAAAACCACAAUCUGAGGGUUUGAAUAUUUCCUCGUUAUCUAGAAAACAAUUCAACAGAAAAACGGUUGGAAUUUAUUUUCCAAGGAGGAAGUGGACGUGCUCUGUGUUCACUGAAAAAUAAACAAAACAAAUGGUUUUCUUUUCCCAGGAAAGAAGUGUUGAGACGUGCCCAGAAGCAUGUGAGAAAUCCCGAAUGACGUCAGACUCCUUCACUCACCACCGACCUGUCCUUUCAGCCAUAAAUUAACACUUCAUACUCGUUCAGAAAACCAGUCAUUUCAAGCGGCUCUGGCAUGUAGUUUGUCCUCCAUCACCCUCAAGUUGAUGUUUGCUGACAGAGAGUGUCCAUUACACAACAGAGAGAUCUCAGUUUCAAAUGAAGCCUGUGACACCAAUUUCAGCUUCCUUUGAAGUCAACAGGCCUUUCGCUUCAUUACCUCUAUGCUGUCUGGUGCUCAAAAUCAUCUUGCAUAAGACCUCUCUUUCCAAAUCCUGACUCAGUGUUGUGUUUGGCAGACACUGACACGUUUGUCACGUCCCAGAUCAAAUGGAAAUUGACUGGAGUCCUUUUCAGCAAAGAUAAGACGAAGCACUUGACUACGCAAGCGGUGAAAGAAGUUUUGCCUGGUGUUAAGUUUUAUCACAAAGCCAUCCUCGAUUAGUCUCAUUCAAGACGUAAGUCCUGAAGAGGAAACAGGUAAAACUAGGCUUUGCAUAAUGUAUACAGAUAUUGAUGAUCAUUUGUCAACCUGUGACCUCUGGUGAUACAAAAACGCAGGAGUAAAAUCUGCUUGGUUCAUUAGUUCCUUCACAUCGCCAACAGAUUUCAGUUUGGUUUGAAAACAAAGAAAAGGCCAAAAAUUUGUUUUGAAGAAGAAGAAAUAUCAGGAGGUUCUCAAACAUCUGAGUCACAAUCCUGUCAUCCUUCUCAGCAAAGCAAAAGUUCAUAAAAUUACAAUUCCCUUCAAUUCUCCCAACUUUUCAUUUGCUGCAUCCAUACCCUCAAUGAUGACUUGAGCAGUUUUCCCUGUAAUAUGACGCCUUUUAAAUAGCUUUAACACAUGAAAUGGGAUUUAAAUCAGAGUGACUUUUCCUUUCCCUUGUAAGAUCAGUAGGAUGUAGCAUUGGAGUCCCUCAAGCCUUGGUUUCUGUGUUUAUAGGUGCCCCCAUGUGAAUCCAAUUUCCCUUUCAAUGUUCUACAAAAUUAUGUUUAAUCUGAUCAGGCAUGGUUUGAGUUGGAAAAAAUGUGGAUUAAUCCUCCAGAUUGAUGUCAACCCAAGGGUCAGGGUUACUCUUUGGAUGGACUUUGAUUUUUCUUUGAUCCUCUUUGAUUCAGUUUGGGUGUCUUUAUUUGUAGUUGGACAUCACUGCCCCUGCAAAGGAAUGACGAAAUAUUUUGUUGUGUAACAUGCACAAAAAAAGUCUCUGGGUAAUCAGGACACCAAAUGAAAGAUUUGGGAUGACAUGAACCAGCUGCUUUGUCCCUGAGUGUUUUCCACACCAUGCUUUCAUCUACUUGCUAAUGCUGAUCUUCUGGGUACAGCUUUGACCUUCUUGCAUCAUGGGAUAAACCCGCCUCAUCAUUUUUUCUUAACCUUUAAAGGAAGCUUAGCUCAAAGGAGCAAACUCCCAAAGGCUCAUACUUCAAAAAACAACUCAAUGAAUUGGGCCAUACCUAACUGCACAGGCU